GGUAUUAUCGACAGAAAUAGGUUUUGUUUAAUUUAUCGCAAUUCGCAUUGUUAUGUCCUGCAGUUGUGUUAGUGUCACACGGUUAUUAGUAAUAUUAGAACAAAGUUUAUAAUCCAUCUGUAUGUAAGACUGUGCAAAAUUUAAACUUUCUGAAUUACACAAGAACGUGUGACUUCAAAUAGUAAAUGAAUUCGUUAGGAGAAUUACUACUACUACUACUAGAAAAAGUGUAAUCUCGAAUGUGAUAGGAAAUACCAGAUUUUAAGGCAUUGUCACUCAGUCCAUUCUACCCAAGUACCAUAGAAUAGAUCCAAAGAAUUUACUAGAACGUUUAGAAGAUAUGAUGCUCAAAGAUAAAGAGUGCCAUUAUGUAAACAGUCUGAAUGCCAGUGACCAGUGUAAUUUUGUGAAGAAUGCAAGCAACUGUCAAAAUAGUGAAAGCUACAUUAAUUACAUUCAGUUUUUCUACUGUUCUUUUGGAUCUGCAGAAACUGUAGCUCCCUUCAUUGUAAUGGUUGUUUGGGUUAUCAUCAUGUUCAUAGGCCUUGGUGUGACAGCAGAUGAUUUCCUGUGUCCUGCUUUGAUCGUAAUUUCCAAAACACUUGGUUUGUCACAGAACGUUGCUGGAGUGACAUUUUUGGCCUUAGGAAAUGGUGCCCCAGAUAUUUUUUCAUCUCUUGCUGGCAUACAGCAGCAAAGACCUCAGCUGGUGAUUGGAGCAUUGUUUGGUGCUGGUAUAUUUGUGACCACUGUGGUAGCUGGCUCUGUCUGUUUAAGCCAAGAAUUUACUGCAAAGCAUUUUUCUUUUCUGAAAGACAUGGUGUUCUACUUAGGUGCUACUUACUGGGCAUUUUACUUAUUUAGUAAAAAAGAAAUAACAUUAAUAGAUGCCACUGGAUUUUUAGUGCUGUAUGUUAUCUACAUUACUGUUGUCAUUGUGGGCCAAAUAAUUUAUCAGAAGCUUAAAAAAAGACAAAGAGAUAAUGCCAUCAUAAAUCAAGAAGAGGUUUCUUCAGUGUCCAGCAUGCAGGAUGAUAUGAAUAAUAGACAACCAGAUGUUUCUUUUUCACGUACAUCAUCUGUGGAUGAGAAUCAAUAUAGCCAUUCCCUUGUUGGAUCACAUCUUGAGCAUUUUAUUUCUCAAGUUAUAAACACUGCACAAACAGAUGAAGAAUAUGAAAAUACUGGAGAAUCAAUGGCAACCAGAGAAACUACAGAUUGUGUUCCAAGUAUAAUUUUAACUGACCCGAUGGAAAUAUCUCCAUGGAAGGAUUUUUUGUUCCAUCUAUCACCAUUUGAAAUUCAGGAGUGGAAGAAAAAAAGCUGGUUCUUUCGUAUUUUUGAAAUAGUGAAGGCACCUGUGUAUUUCAUUCUCACAGUGACCACUCCAGUAGUUGAUUAUAAAAAUGACAGAGAUAACUGGUGCCGUUACCUCAAUGUUUUACAGAGCUUUACAAGCCCCAUGGUCAUCUUCACAGCAACUGGAAGCAAUUUCCCACUGUGGGUUUUGAUGAGUCUGAUAUCUCUACUACUUGCCAUUGUGGGGUUUAUUACAUCAUCCAAUCACACACCUCCAGUAUAUCACUGGAUUUUUGGCUAUGUGGGAUUUGGAGUGUCGGUUACCUGGAUUUAUACCCUAGCUAAUGAAGUUGUUUCAUUACUACAGGCAGUAGGAAUAUUGAUGGACCUGAGUGAUGCUAUUCUUGGACUAACUGUACUUGCUUGGGGGAAUAGUCUAGGAGAUCUUGUUUCCAAUAUGUCAGUGGCCAGAAUGGGUUUCCCUCAGAUGGGUUUUUCUGCUUGUGUAGGAGGACCACUAUUAAAUUUGCUUCUUGGAUUUGGAUUGCCUUACACAUUAACUCUGGCAAAAAAAGUACAUCCCCUAAAGUUGCAGUUUACUCGGCAUGUUGAAUUACUCUAUGGAACUCUUACGACUUCUCUUGUGUCUACUUUCAUCAUUCUACCAUUGUUAAAGUUCAAAGUGAAGCGUGUGUAUGGUGUUUACCUAAUAUUAAUUUAUCUAGUGUUUAUUACCUUAGCCAUAUUGAUGGAAAUUCGAAUAGUAUAAGUCAUAGUAAUUAUAUGAUAUAACUUAUUUCUCAAAUUGAAGUAAGUAUUCCUUAAACUUUUAGUUUUAAAAUGUCACUACCUUAAUGUUACAAUAAAAUAAUUAAUUAGAAUUGAAAACUUCUUUACCAAAGUUUGUAGUUGUUGUGUUGUUUUCUCUGGUCGUAACAGAAAGUAUGUGUAUGAUUACAAUAUGGAGUAAAGGUAUAAAGCAGUAUAAUUCCUAGUCAAUAUUUUCAUAAGCACUAACUUUUUUACUGUUUUUUUU
This is a messenger RNA of Limulus polyphemus (Atlantic horseshoe crab), 2335 nucleotides long. Its product is annotated as mitochondrial sodium/calcium exchanger protein-like. The transcript is spliced from 15 exons. Gene Ontology annotation, biological process: intracellular calcium ion homeostasis; transmembrane transport; monoatomic cation transport. Gene Ontology annotation, cellular component: membrane. NCBI's taxonomy places the organism in Eukaryota, Metazoa, Arthropoda, Merostomata, Xiphosura, Limulidae. Bases 341 to 2068 code for a protein of 575 amino acids. Gene Ontology annotation, molecular function: calcium:sodium antiporter activity. The record is from RefSeq and is a predicted model, not a curated record.